Messenger RNA from Penaeus vannamei (Pacific white shrimp), 966 nucleotides. NCBI's taxonomy places the organism in Eukaryota, Metazoa, Arthropoda, Malacostraca, Decapoda, Penaeidae. The record is from RefSeq and is a predicted model, not a curated record.
AUGGGAAAAAAUCAGUUCAUAUACUUUGGCAUCAUGGAACGUAAUCCCGUUAGCGGCAUAAAUCCUUUUUACGAAUUAUGUUUAAUGGACUCGACCACCGGAUUUCACAUUGACUUUUUCCUGCUCUUGGACUACAAAUAUAUCAAAAUUGUAGUGUGGCACGGAUGCGAGGGCUACGUCUACAACGUAACGAAAGCAGGGGGUCAACCACACCCUGAGGAAAUACCAAUCUACACAGGGUCCCAGUGGUCAAUCAUGGGCCGUGACCUGACAGACUACGCCGUGACCCAUGAGCGCCGUUCUGACCAGCUGAACCGAUGGCACUAUCACCUGCAGAUGUCGAUCAUACCUGACGAGGCUUAUUUCCCGACUGUCACCAUGAAUUCGCCAUAUGCCAACAAAUCCCGUCCUCUUGGGUUCCACUGGCUGAAAAAGUUCGAAGGGAGGAAUACGAUUAACCUUUGCCGUCACAUGGAAGAUGCCGAUUUUUGCGGACAGGGUCCGGGGCCCGUGGAAGAAGGCGACCUCAGGGAAAUGAUGGAGUCCUCCCACAGAUAUUUCUUCGCCAGGAAAUUCUACACUGAUAACACUGGGCACAGCACGAGGAUUAGGGUGACGGAGCACGUGCGGACCAACUACUACCUGAGCCUCCGCCGCCAGAUCCCCCGAGGCCUCCUCAAGCAGCUGGCCGACCUCGCCUUCGUCAGGCUCGAGGAGGACCUGCGCGCGCACCCCGUCCUCGGCGCCGUGACCAUCUCGCCGGGGGACGUGACCGCCUUCAAGGUCCUGCCGCGUCUCCACCUCACGAACCCUUGCUGUUCUCUCCCCUUCGAGAGGUCCUGCCGCGUCUCCACCUCACGAACCCUUGCUGUUCUCUCCCCUUCGAGAGGUCCUUCAAGAGCACGCAGGAAUUCGUCUUCUGGAUCGACUUCAACAUUGUCAAACACACUACAUUUCUUGAUUUAA